GAAGGAUUCUCCGAUGCAACCGGCUCCGGGAGCUUUCCGUUGUGUUGGGAAGGCUGCGGCAUUUCAGGAGUGACUUCGGUUUGGGAGCUCGAAAACUACCCCCGAGGGUGUGUGUGCGAGAGAGAGAAGAGGCGGGGAUCAGAAUUGGCCGGGAUUGGGCUGGGCUGCGGUGGGGGAGGUGGGGGUGUUGUGAGAGCGACGGAGCUUCCCCGACUAUCUCCCCGCCGCCACCUCUUUUCCUUUCGCCCGUGGCCAGGCUGAACGUCUGAUAAGAGGUGGAUUAGGAGGGGAGUUGAGAGACAGACCAAUAGCUGCUGCCAGUGGGAGUAUUUUGUGAUUCACAUGUAAGAGGCUCGGGAAUCGCUGCCUCCUCCUUUCUUUCAGCACCAAGAACAGCUACAAGUGCAGCUCCUCGCUCGCUCGCUUGCUUUUGCUUCCCCCUCCUCGGAAAAGCCAGGCAACGUGCGCGCAAAUGGAGCCGCAAGAAGGCGCCCCGAGGGCUCCUCUCCAGCCCGGGAGUGUCUCCAUCUCAGGACAUAAUCCAAGGAUGUGAACUGCUGAUCUCCUCCCAGCAUCGGAUGCUUUUACCCUAAUGACAGUCUGCCAUCGCUGAAAAUACUCCACAAGCAAAGGUAACGCAUGGAAAAGUUCACCCCAAUGGAUUCCUUUUGUGAAAGGCUUCUUGAGGACUUUUGUUGAGAAGCAACUACCGCCCUACUGUCCUCCUUUUCUACCUACUGCAUGGUCCUAUCUUCUGAUUCAUUGGGCACUGAUGGUAGCCUUCAGAAGGGGCAGUUUCAAAGCGUCCACCUUCACCUCUAGCCAGAGAAGAACCUGGGUCUUGGAUUGCAACAACACCUUCCGGAAAAAUGGUAUACGAGGACAAGCAUCUAGUCUCCGGCCACUGUUUCUUCCUACUCGCAGCCAAAUUGUGUUGGAUGCUCCCGAUGAUGCGAGGAACUCACGGCCAGGAAUAUGCCCACUCCAUCCGACUCGAUGGAGAUAUCAUCUUAGGGGGACUUUUCCCUGUCCACGCAAAGGGGGAAAGAGGAGUACCUUGUGGGGAGCUCAAGAAGGAAAAGGGCAUCCAUCGGCUCGAGGCAAUGCUAUAUGCAAUCGAUCAGAUCAACAAGGACCCUGACCUCCUUGCCAAUGUCACUUUAGGCGUCCGGAUACUAGACACUUGCUCCAGGGACACCUAUGCUUUGGAGCAGUCUUUAACAUUUGUGCAAGCCUUGAUAGAGAAAGACGGGUCCGACGUGAAGUGUGCUAAUGGAGACCCACCUAUUUUCACGAAGCCGGACAAGAUAACAGGGGUUAUAGGUGCAGCUGCAAGUUCAGUGUCCAUUAUGGUGGCUAAUAUUUUACGACUUUUUAAGAUACCUCAAAUCAGCUAUGCAUCUACAGCACCAGAGUUAAGUGAUAACACCAGGUAUGACUUUUUCUCCCGGGUGGUCCCACCUGACUCUUAUCAAGCCCAAGCCAUGGUUGAUAUUGUGACAGCACUUGGAUGGAACUAUGUUUCGACACUGGCUUCAGAGGGGAACUAUGGAGAGAGUGGUGUCGAAGCAUUCACACAGAUCUCGAGGGAAACUGGUGGUGUCUGCAUUGCUCAGUCUCUAAAAAUCCCCCGUGAGCCAAGACCAGGAGAAUUUGACAAGAUCAUCAAACGCUUGAUGGAGACUCCAAAUGCUCGUGCGGUGAUCAUGUUUGCAAAUGAGGAUGAUAUCAGGAGAAUAUUAGAAGCAGCAAAGAAAACCAAUCAAACUGGACAUUUUCUUUGGAUAGGCUCAGACAGCUGGGGGUCUAAGAUUGCACCUGUCUACCAGCAAGAGGAGAUUGCAGAAGGCGCAGUCACCAUUUUGCCCAAAAGAGCUUCCAUUGAUGGUUUCGAUAGAUAUUUUAGAAGCCGAACGCUAGCAAAUAACAGAAGGAAUGUGUGGUUUGCAGAAUUCUGGGAAGAAAACUUUGGAUGCAAGUUGGGUUCUCAUGGAAAGAGGAACAGCAAUAUAAAGAAAUGCACAGGAUUGGAACGAAUUGCAAGGGACUCUUCCUACGAACAAGAAGGAAAGGUCCAGUUUGUCAUUGAUGCUGUGUACUCUAUGGCGUAUGCACUGCACAACAUGCAUAAAGAUAUUUGUCCUGGAUAUAUUGGCCUGUGUCCACGCAUGAGCACCGUCGAUGGCAAAGAGCUGCUUAGUUACAUCCGGGCGGUGAACUUCAAUGGCAGUGCUGGAACACCUGUUAUUUUCAAUGAGAAUGGAGAUGCACCUGGGCGCUAUGAUAUCUUUCAAUAUCAGCUAACCAACAGAACCGCAGAAUACAAAAUCAUUGGACACUGGACAAACCAGCUUCAUCUAAGUGUAGAAGACAUGCAGUGGGAUAACAGAGAGAGAACUCAUCCCACAUCGGUCUGUAGUUUGCCCUGCAAGCCGGGAGAAAGGAAGAAAAUGGUCAAGGGAGUGCCUUGCUGUUGGCAUUGCGAGCGCUGCGAAGGUUACCAUUACCAAGUGGACGAGGUCACCUGCGAAAUGUGUGCAUUCGAUAAGAGGCCAAAUGCCAACCGCACCGACUGCCAGCCGAUCCCCAUCAUCAAACUGGAAUGGCAUUCCCCAUGGGCUAUUGUGCCUGUCUUCAUAGCAAUCUUCGGGAUCAUCGCAACCACCUUUGUCAUCGUGACGUUUGUUCGGCACAACGACACGCCAAUCGUCCGGGCCUCGGGUCGCGAACUCAGCUACGUCCUCCUGACGGGGAUUUUCCUCUGUUACUCCAUCACUUUUUUAAUGAUUGCGAGUCCAGACACCGCCAUCUGCUCUUUGCGGCGGAUCUUCCUCGGGCUGGGCAUGUGCUUCAGUUACGCAGCUUUGCUCACCAAAACAAACCGAAUCCAUCGAAUAUUUGAGCAAGGGAAAAAAUCGGUCACCGCUCCAAAGUUCAUCAGCCCGGCUUCCCAGCUGGUGAUCACCUUCAGCCUCAUCUCCAUGCAGCUUCUGGGAGUCUUCAUCUGGUUUGGUGUCGAUCCUCCACAUAUCAUCGUGGACUAUGGAGAGCAGAGGACUCUGGAUCCUGAAAAUGCUCGUGGGGUUCUCAAAUGUGACAUCUCUGAUCUGUCUCUCAUUUGUUCCCUUGGAUACAGUAUUCUCUUAAUGGUAACAUGCACUGUUUAUGCCAUCAAGACAAGAGGCGUUCCAGAGACUUUCAAUGAAGCGAAACCAAUUGGCUUUACUAUGUACACCACCUGUAUCAUUUGGUUAGCUUUUAUUCCAAUCUUUUUUGGAACUGCACAGUCAGCAGAAAAGAUGUACAUCCAGACAACGACACUUACAAUAUCCAUGAGUUUAAGUGCUUCUGUGUCUCUAGGCAUGCUCUACAUGCCCAAGGUUUAUAUUAUCAUUUUUCAUCCAGAGCAAAAUGUUCAGAAAAGGAAGAGGAGUUUCAAAGCUGUAGUCACAGCAGCCACAAUGCAAAGCAAGCUGAUCCAAAAGGGAAACGACAGACCAAAUGGCGAGGUCAAAACUGAACUUUGUGAAAGUCUUGAAACCAACAGUAAGUCAUCCGUAGACUUAACCAUGGUCAAGAGUGGCAGCACUUCCUAAUAGAUCUUCCUCCAGCAAGACGACUUAUGUCAGCUACAGCAAUCAUGGAAACUGAGUGAGGAAACCAAACAUACCUGAAGACUUGCAGGAUGCGAACUUAAGAACAACGUUGACUAUAGCAUCAUGAGAACUCAGCCUUUGAGAUGUCUCUAGACCAUAGUCUAAACUGUAAAAGGACAAAGACUAACCUCUUGAGCCCAAAGCAGGAG
Molecule: messenger RNA, 3805 nt
Organism: Podarcis muralis (Common wall lizard)
Lineage: Eukaryota; Metazoa; Chordata; Lepidosauria; Squamata; Lacertidae
Gene: GRM8
Product: glutamate metabotropic receptor 8
Biological process (GO): G protein-coupled receptor signaling pathway
Cellular component (GO): membrane
Molecular function (GO): G protein-coupled receptor activity
Source: RefSeq, a predicted model, not a curated record